This is a messenger RNA of Penicillium arizonense, 3285 nucleotides long. Its product is annotated as DNA-directed DNA polymerase gamma MIP1. NCBI's taxonomy places the organism in Eukaryota, Fungi, Ascomycota, Eurotiomycetes, Eurotiales, Aspergillaceae. Gene Ontology annotation, biological process: mitochondrial DNA replication. Gene Ontology annotation, cellular component: mitochondrion; gamma DNA polymerase complex. The record is from RefSeq and is a predicted model, not a curated record. The coding region runs from base 1 to 3285 and encodes 1094 amino acids. Gene Ontology annotation, molecular function: DNA binding; 3'-5' exonuclease activity; DNA-directed DNA polymerase activity. The transcript has 2 exons.
AUGAUACUAUCUCCAAACGAUCCCUCUCUGGUUGUUCCGGCUUCAUCCAGAUUCAACGAUAUCGGUGUCCAACAAUUAAGCGAUUACGUCCAUCCUCAAGUCUUCCCCAUCAAAGGUCGAAUUCCGAAUCCAGAUCUAGUCGCAGUAUCAAAAGAUCAUCUUGCCCGCCAUGACCUCCUCGGCAAAUCACAAAGUGGCGCAAACCCUGUCGCAUUCGAUCUCCCUGCUCUUCAAGGCCAAACUUUGGAUGAACAUUUUUACAAACUUGGAAUGGACUCCUCCGAGCCUUAUUUAACAUUUGCCAAAUCUUAUGCGAAGGUCAAUUGUCCGCCUAAACCGCGAAAAUGGGAAAGACGCAGUGGAUGGACGAAAUACAAUUCCGAUGGCACUUCCGAACCCGUCGAUGCUCCUAAUGAGUCUAUGCUCACAUUCGACACCGAAGUCAUGUAUAAAGAAAAUUCAUUUGCUGUCAUGGCUUGCGCGGUGAGUCCCACUGCAUGGUAUGCCUGGAUCUCGCCCUGGCUCCUCGGCGAGUCGAAGAAUGAGAUUCAGCUGGUACCUCUGGGUGACCCUACCCAGCCCCGUAUCGUCGUUGGUCACAAUAUCGGCUAUGAUCGGGCACGGGUUCUAGAGGAAUACGAUAUGAAGCAGUCUCAAAACUUCUUCCUCGAUACAAUGUCUCUUCACGUUGCAGUAAAUGGCAUGUGUUCACAGCAGAGACCAACUUGGAUGCGGCAUAAAAAAAAUAAGGACCUGAGAGAUAAGAUCGCAAACGAGCACAACUCCGUGGAGCUUGCAGCACUUCUCGAAAGCAACAUGCUGAGAGAAGAGGAGGAAGAGUUGUGGGUUGGGCGGAGCUCGGUGAACUCGCUGCGAGAUGUGGCCAAGUUCCAUUGUGAUGUCACCAUCGACAAAGCGCAAAGAGAUCUUUUCGGUGAACUCGAUCGUGACUCUAUUGUACACAGACUAGAGGAACUUCUCGACUAUUGUGCCGCUGAUGUUUCCAUCACCCACCGUGUGUACCGGAAAGUCUUUCCCAACUUUCUCGAGACUUGUCCGCAUCCUGUUAGUUUCGGUGCUCUUCGACACUUAUCCUCUGUUAUUUUACCGGUGAACCAAUCCUGGGAGGAGUAUCUUACCAGCGCCGAGGAAACAUACCAUACGCGACUUAAUGAGGUUCAACGUAAACUUCUUGAAUUAUGUGAUGAGGCAUUGAAAUGCAAAGAGCAACCAGAUGUUUACAUGAAUGAUCCUUGGUUGCGCCAGCUGGACUGGUCAGGUCAAGAGAUCAAAAUGGUGAAAGGGAAGAAGAAGACCGAUCCACCUCGCCCCGCGGCAAGGCAAAAGAAGCCGGGAAUGCCCAAGUGGUACAAGGAUCUUUUUGCGACGAAUGCCGCAGAAAUCAACCUCACUGUGCGAACUCGCAUCGCACCAAUUCUUCUCAAGUUGUCAUGGGAUAACUAUCCUCUCGUCUGGUCUGAUAAAUAUGGAUGGACUUUCCGGGUUCCUCGUGACCAGCUUAAGCAAUACGAAAACCAGCCAGUCGUCCUGUGUGAUAUGGCCGAAGAAACAGACCCUCAGUUACGAGACGACAGGAAAAACACAUACUUCAAGAUUCCUCACAAAGAUGGCCCACAGGCCAGAUGUACCAACCCACUGGGUAAAGGUUAUAUGGGGUAUUUUGAGCGUGGAAUCCUGUCCUCUCAGUAUGAACUUGCCAAAGAAGCACUCGACAUGAACGCUUCUUGCUCCUACUGGAUCAGUGCCAGAGAUCGCAUCAAGAGUCAGAUUGUGGUCUACGAGGAUCAAGUAUCCAAGGAUGGCAAGAAGCAAGCCGCAAAUGACAAUCGAGUUGGAUUCAUUUUGCCUCAAGUCAUCCCAAUGGGAACUAUUACUCGCCGUGCAGUGGAAAAUACUUGGUUGACUGCGAGCAAUGCCAAGGCAAAUCGUGUCGGGUCAGAGUUGAAGGCAAUGAUCAAAGCCCCUCCAGGCCACUCGUUUGUUGGAGCUGAUGUUGACUCCCAAGAGCUCUGGAUUGCAAGUCUUGUGGGCGACGCCACGUUCCAGAUCCAUGGAGGAAAUGCAAUUGGGUUCAUGACCCUUGAAGGUUCCAAGAAUGCAGGAACUGACUUACAUUCGCGAAGUGCGCAAAUUCUGGGCAUUUCGCGUAAUGAUGCCAAGGUCUUCAACUAUGGUCGAAUUUAUGGCGCUGGCGUCAAGUUCGCCUCUACCUUGCUUCGUCAGUUCAACCCGUCUUUGACUGAAAGGCAAACACAAGAGACCGCCCAGAACCUAUACAAAGAGACAAAGGGAACACGCACUUCACGUCGUAUGCUUAGUGAUACUCCCUUCUGGCGAGGUGGCACUGAGUCCUUUGUCUUCAACAAACUGGAGGAGUUUGCGGAUCAGGAACGCCCCCGGACUCCUGCUUUAGGUGCCGGUAUCACCGAAGCACUAAUGCGACGCUUCAUCAAUAAAGGCAGCUUCAUGACAUCUCGAAUCAAUUGGGCCAUUCAAUCCUCAGGCGUUGACUAUCUCCAUCUCCUGAUCAUCGGCAUGGAUUAUCUUAUCCGACGAUUCAAUAUUCAGGCCCGCUUGGCUAUCACUGUCCACGAUGAAAUUCGCUAUCUUGUCAAAGAUGAAGACAGGUACCGCGCUGCGAUGGCAUUGCAGAUUGCAAAUGUUUGGACCCGCGCCAUGUUCUCGCAGCAAGUCGGCAUUGAUGAUCUUCCCCAGUCGUGUGCCUAUUUCUCGGCUGUCGACGUUGACCACGUACUCCGAAAGGAGGUCGACAUGGAUUGCGUGACUCCGUCGCAUCCUCAUAAGAUCCCACAUGGUGAAACCCUGGACAUCGAACAGCUUCUCGACAAGGAGCAGCAAGCUUUCUUGGAUCCUUCCAUCACACCUCACUCAGCUCCCGCCCCCGAGAAAUACUCAUACACCCCGCGUGAGUCAGUCAUGUCUGCUCUGCAGGCCUCCAAUGACAUCGACUUCAUCAAAGCUCAGGUCACAAAAGAUGACAAGGAACUCCGUGAGAUCAUCAAGCAGAAGACCCAGGCAGGCGCCCGCCCCGGCACUUCUAGUGCCCGCACUCCCUCUAAAUCAAAGGGCAAAUCUACCAAUUGGACUUCCGCAGAGCCACAGCGGGCGGUUCUCAUGGACAUGGAGUCAGGCAUCUACCCAGACUUCCGCAGUCCCCCUCGUUCGAGCCCUGGUGGUAGCAAACAGCCUCAGAUGGGUUUCCAACGUUCUCCCUGGAAACCUCGGCCAGCAGCUCGGGCAUAG